GAUUUUUUUUGUCUGCCGGCUUAACGAUAUAAACAUGCUCCUUGUUUCUGUCUCUGUUAUCGUGCCUCGUGUUUUUCCCCAGAGAAGCUUCUCACCAGGAUUGGGUUGCUUGGCUGGUCCACAACAGUACUUACGCACAGAUACCCCCUGGUUCUAAUCAGCCGCCCAUUAGACGCCGGGCUCAUCUGUAAACUUCGCUAUCUAGCUUCGAUAUUUCGACCAUGGCCAUUACACUGAUCACCACCGUCCCUGGAUUGCACCUGCAGUCCCCUUCAUUGUCAAUAAUCACUUCCCCGACCACGCUGGUGCAUUCUUGGAAGUCCCCAUAUUCACCUGCGUUUCCAGAUCUUUCUCCAAUACUCCCCCUCCCGACCCCACUAUCACCCGCCUUCCAACACCGCGUCUCCACGAAGGGUGCAUCUCGUGUAACUCCUUUGCCGCGCAUUCCACCAGAGCUUUUCCUGGACAUCAUCUCGUUCAUUGCUGUGCCAGACACACCCACCAUAACGAGUAUAUACGGCCAGUCCAAUCUCGCAGAAAUCUGUAAUUGCUCUCUCGUGAGCAGAUUUUGGCUAUACGCUGCCCGGGAUCAUUUAUGGAGACAUGUGCGACUUGGAAGCGGACAAAGAGGGAAUGAUUUCGUCGAGUUAUUGCAACAUUACAACUCAGGGCAUGAAUCCACCCUUCCGAGUUUCGUUCCGCAUGUCAAGCACCUCUUCAUCCGUGAAUCGCGGGGAGGUAUGUCGUGGGACCCGAAAUGGCUUAACGCAGUCUUGCCAACCCUAGCUGGUGCGCUCGUCAAUCUUCACUCUCUCGAAGCUGAGCGUAUCACCUGGGAGUAUCUGUCGUCCAAAUCUCGGGAUGCUUUUAUGAAAGGAUUCAAGGGUGUGCGGAAGCUUGCGCUGCGAGUAUGCGAGUUCAGGACGACGCUGGAUAUGAUCAGGGUUAUCGGAGAGUUUGAAGAUGUAGAAGUGCUCGCACUGGACGGGGUGCGCUGUGAGUGGGAUGAUAUACCUGUGGACUCAGAGGUAUUUGUAUCUAGAGCAAAUGAUAGAGCGAUUCCUAAGCCGCCAAGAAAACUUAGGGAGCUCGCGAUGCGGGGAGCAUGUACCAGACAUGUGUUGAAGUGGAUGGGGGCGGCGAUGAAGGACGAUGGAGGGCGGGUGACAGUGGAAGUGCUGAGACUCGGAGCGUUGGGUCUCAAGAGUGCCCCAGCAGUGGGGAAGUUCUUGAAGAUGCUGGGCACAAACUUGAAAGAGCUUCAUCUCGGGUUCGAUGCUGCAUUCAUAGACGAUGGAGACGAGGUUGUAUCCCACAUUGACCUCGGCUAUAACAAUGUUUUGAGAGAGAUGCAUGUGUAUGGACUCAUUAUUCCUUCCUUGCCACCUCCAGAUCUAUCAAGCCUCGAUCCUCCCCCACCGCCACCGCAGUUGAUGCCACUCUACUACCCUCUUCGAUGGUCUCUCUCGCUCGCGUUGUACCCCGCUGAUACGCGCGCCCUUUCAUCAAUGGACUUUGAAGGGCUAGCUCACGUAUUGGACGGAAAGCCUUGGACAACCCUGGAGGAUGUACAAGUUGUGGUAGCAACUGAAGACGACGGAAGGAUGAGCGGGAUUGUCAAUCAAAAACUGGAUAGACUGUUCGAGAGAGGCGUGCUGCGAGUGGAUGUAGGCUUUGAUGACAGGGAGGUCAUAUUGAUUUGAACAUUUAGACAUAUAUAGCUUCGUA
This is a messenger RNA of Suillus subalutaceus, 1728 nucleotides long. RefSeq lists its product as uncharacterized. The record is from RefSeq and is a predicted model, not a curated record. NCBI's taxonomy places the organism in Eukaryota, Fungi, Basidiomycota, Agaricomycetes, Boletales, Suillaceae. Bases 222 to 1703 code for a protein of 493 amino acids. Gene Ontology annotation, molecular function: protein binding. The transcript has 3 exons.